AGCAAAAAUCUUCUCACGGUUGAAUGUAAUUGGGAAUUGAGGAUUGAUACCAGAGCACGCUCCUUGUAGAGAAGCAGGAGAAACAAGCCAGCUCAAGGUGAGAUGAUCAAACAAUACAAACAACUUGAAAUAAUCAAAGUUUACACGUGUAAUGGGUCCAAUAACGAAACUACAAAGGACAUAGUCAUAACAGAAGGUUGAUAGUCCGGUUGAGGAUCGUGGGGAAGAUGGCGAUAACUGAGGUUUUGUUUGAAACCGCUAGUGAGUCGGGUGAAGCUAAUAGUACAUAAAGUGCGAAUGAGUGGGUUACAGUGGCGAAGAAAACGGGAAAUAAUGAGAAGUAACGCUGUGUUGGGAAAAUAAGAAACCACGACUCGUUUUUAGUCGGAGUGAGGGGUUCGGAUCAAUACUACUUUUGAAAUCUGUUUGUCUCCAGGAAAAUCUGUGUGUGCGGAACAGAAGAAGCGUGUUUUUUAAGACUCAAAGAUCGGAGUGGAACGUUUCCUGUAUGGAUUUUCGUAGCAGGGCGCCUAUCAAGGGGGUUGUUUCUAUAAUGUGCGUGUGUGGGGAGACACGCACAUUGUAGGCUUCAAUAUGAGGAGGAAAUUAUAGUCCUAAAAGUGCUUUCCAGUUUCACUGACUCGCCAAAUGAUACGCAGCUCACACGCCAGUGAUGUCCGCAUGUUCGUGCCAAAAGCCUAUCUCGCUUUCGCUCUUGCUUUACUUUGUAAAACAAUAUUUGGAAGUUGAUCAAAUAUAUUUUGAUAGUCUACAGCAGACCGAUGUCUUCUCUGUUCAGCAGGGGCCACUUGUUUUCCAACCUAUAUUUUCCUGCGAUUUGUAUUUUAAAUAUUGGGAAAGGCCUGUUGUCUGCAUGCUGUUCACUGACAGAUUUGCCGCGCGCUCCCGACUGUAGGCUAUGCCUUGUUAUUGGACUACAAACAAUCCACAGCUAGGCAAUAAAAAGCUAUUGAUCAUCUGUGGCUAAAUUAUAGGCCUUCUUAUGGUAUAGUAGGCUAUUCUAAACAGACAGCAGGAAUUCUAUAACUUUGGCAAAUGUAUUUCAAUUCAUCAUGCGUGCUGCAGAUCCUCCAGAACACUUUGCAGUCCAGGACACUAUGAUUCUAUAAGGAAAUAAAUGCUACCAGCUCUCGCACAUCGGAAUGAGACGUUUCUCACAUUUAAGUGUUUGAAGAAUUGACAAGGAGGCAACUCGAAUGAACUUUGAUCGCUUUUAUUAUAAUUUUAACAUUGCAAAAGGUGAAGGGGGUAAAAAAGUACCGGAUCCGACCAAAUAGGUUCCGGAACUAAACGGUCCAAAACGGAGGUGCCAUCCGGCUCAAAUUAAGCACUGGUAGAUUUUUUUUCCACUAAUGGUGAAAUAACUCAAUGUUUACUGAAACGUUGAGUAUUAAGUUAUAAUAUUAUGGGUAAAUCGACACCCAGAGAAAAUAAAACCCAACGAUAACUAAAAUGGCUUUUAUUCCGUGGUGAAUGUGUAAAGUGAGGACGGCACUUCACACAUUACUUGUGGUUUGAGCUGGCGUGAGAUUUUAGUUCUGUGUUGCCAAAAUGACCGCUAAUCCGCUGUGCUUUGUAUUGAUGGUUUGCAAACAAUGAUCUGUUGACGAGUAUCAAUAUAUGUUAAUUAAAGGUGUAUUUGGCCAGGUGACCAUCUGUAGCCUCUUACCUGUUAUAACCACAGCUGAACCAGCUACUACCACACCUGUACACAGCAUCAUGCUCCUUUUAAGACUGACUGCGUUCACCUGUGAGUAUACUGAAUUGUAACAUAUGUAUUUGCAUUCCAGUAUUUUCCAGAUGUUUCUAAAUGUGUCAAUUUGUAGUUGAAGUCCAAUAUAAACAGUAUGACCCAGGUCUAGUAUACAGCAUCCUGUAUGAUCUGAGGACUAGGUGCUGUUCCAUGUCUGUCUAUACUCUGUACCAUACUAUAUACUGUACACUCUUUAUAUACUUACUGUAUAUGAUGUACACUACUUCUCCUGUAAAGAAUUGGAAAGGGAAGGGACUGACCAAGGUUAGUAAAGCUGAAUUAGCUGUGUUGUUUUUCAGUGCUGGCUGCAGCGUGCUGUACACUACCGGCUGCAGGUACGUGGUUGGUGUGUGUGUGUGUGCGCGCAUCUACAUCUAUAAAGUGAUGGUAACUAUGUUUCUUCCUCAGCAACUAGAGUGGUCACCUGUGACAAUGGAGACAACGUCCAGUUCCUGAGCUGUGGUAUGAACACACACUACCCUGAUGGUCUCUCCGUAGUGCUGUCGGUCUCUUUACCUGUUCUUAUUCUUUCCCUGCUAGAUUCUGGAGUGAUCUUCAUUGAGAGAGCUCUGUACGGACGGACUGACGGAACCACCUGCAAAGAAGGACGAACUGCCAACCAGCUGACCAACACACAGUGUUCACAGACGGGCACCAUGGAGGUCCUCUCACAGAGGUACAUUCAGUCACAGUGUUUAUUUGAUAAAGAAAGGCUGGGAUUGUCAGAGGUGUGUUGUUGAAAAGCACAUCGCAGUAAAGUCAAUGUGCCUUUUUAAAGCCAUUUUUCCUGACGUUCCCGGUAAACACUGCAGAUGUUUGCUUUAAAUGUCAAGCGCUGCAUGCUUGUUGACAACGCCUUUGAUUAAAUCCCAGCCAUCACUCAUCUUACCUCCUGAUAUCCCCCAGGUGCAAUGGGAAACAGGUGUGUGAAGUGAACACUGAAGUCUUCCGUACUUCUGACCCCUGUGUCGGAAUCUACAAAUACCUGGAAACCACCUACACCUGCAUCCUAGCAAGUCAGUCUGUCUUAUUAUUAUAAUAAUACACCAGGCUAAUGUGUGUCUGCUAUGAUAAUGUAUGCCUUUGUCUGCCCAGCAGUGGCCAGUGUGGUGUGUAAUUCUUGUUUGUUUUGUCCUUGCAGCACGCAGCAUCACGUGUGAAGGCUCUGAUGCUCUACUAGAAUGUGGUAAGGCUCUGAAGCUCUACUAGAAUGUGGGGAGGCUCUACUAGAAUGUGGUGAGGCUCUGAUGCUCUACUAGAAUGUGGGGAGGCUCUGAUGCCCUACUAGAAUGUGGGGAGGCUCUGAUGCUCUACUAGAAUGUGGGGAGGCUCUGAUGCUCUACUAGAAUGUGGUAAACUUGUCAACACUCUGCUGUACAGUAUACUCACAUCUCAUAUGAUUAUGUAUUAUUCACUGUUUAUAUUACCGUCACUUGCACACCAAAGACCUCCAGCCUUACCUCUGUUCCUCCUCCUCAGAUGAAGGUACAAUCCAGAUCCACAGUGCCAACUAUGGUCGCCGUGACCAGCUAGUGUGUUCCUUUAAUCGGCUCGCUAACCAACUAGCCAACACCAACUGCCUCAGCCAAUCCACCACCGCCAGUAAGGUGGAAAAGAGGUACUGAAACCUGCAGUGUGUACUGUAGUGUUAACCUCUACCUGUAGAAACAUGAUUAGCGUUAACCUGUAUCUGUCGUUGACACAGGUGUGAUGGGAAUAGCCAGUGUAACGUCCCGGCGUCCAGUUCUCUGUAUGGAGAUCCCUGUGUAGGAACCUACAAGUACCUGGAUGUGGCUUACACCUGUGGCUAAACGUGAGGCACGCACACUAACGCAUGCACACACGACUGGGAAGUAGAAUGCUGGGGCUGACCGUUUUGUCUUGCAGGAGAUCUUCUCUGAGGAACAAAGACCAGAGACUUCUGGGAUAUCUUCCUCUUCAUUGGCUGGAUGUGUCUUUCCUGGCGGCCUCCUUUUUGAAGUCUCAAUUGAGUGUAAAACAUAUGUAAACUGCAUGUUUCCAUGUAAAGUUCAAGAUUUGUAAAUCAAAUGUAUUUUGUCGUAGGCAUAAUUUGUAUGUAGUAAAAAAAAUACUAAAUGAGGCCUUCUGGAGCUUUAUUCCUGGUGCUGCAGCAAGGCACGGUCAGGAGGACUCAUGGAGAAAUGAAACAUUAACCCCA
This is a messenger RNA of Coregonus sp. 'balchen', 3953 nucleotides long. NCBI's taxonomy places the organism in Eukaryota, Metazoa, Chordata, Actinopteri, Salmoniformes, Salmonidae. The record is from the annotation of a GenBank genome assembly.